Clupea harengus (Atlantic herring) is the source of this 4139-nucleotide messenger RNA. It is a transcript of the gene mpp7a, whose product is annotated as MAGUK p55 scaffold protein 7a. The record is from RefSeq and is a predicted model, not a curated record. NCBI's taxonomy places the organism in Eukaryota, Metazoa, Chordata, Actinopteri, Clupeiformes, Clupeidae. Gene Ontology annotation, molecular function: protein binding.
UGUGUGUGUGUGUGUGUGUGUGUGUGUGUGUGUGUGUGUGUGUGACGCAUGUGCUGCUGCCUCCCUGUGUAAGCACUAAUUAGAGAGAGACGACAGAAAGGAGAGGAACGAGGGAAGAGAAGAGGAGGAGUGGUGAGUGGAUGGAUGCGUUCAGCUCUUAGGAUUGUGCUGAGGAGGAAAGUUCCUUUUCUUUUUCUUUUUUUCCUCUCUUAUCCUUCGAAUCUCUCACUUCUUCUAUGGGCCUCAGUGCUUCUUUUCAGUGGCACUCUGAGGGGUUUUCUGUGGACUGUGUGUGCCUGUGUUUAACAUAGUGAGUGUGUGUGUGUGAGCGUGCGCACCAUCUGAUAAUGUCCUCAUUGUGGCAUUGUGGCCCAGAAUGUACACACACACACACACACACACACUAAAAUGCAGAGUUCUUGUUUCAGAUCCACAUUCACUGCUCAAUUCUAAUUUUCUUUGUAUGGGUAACUGUUUUGUGAGGGGGGAGUGUGUGUGUGUUUGUGUUUUGUGUAUGUGUGUGUUUGUUACAGACAGUUUGUGCAUGUAAGUUUUCUCAUGAGGAAAUAAUAGAGCAGUUUCACCCUCCAACGCAAAAAUGUGACCACUUUCUCAUGGAUGGGGUCAAGUGCUCAGCUGGGAGCAGAGUGACCUGUGUGUGUGUUCAUGGUUUUAAGUGUUUGUUAUUGAACAUAUUAUGUGUGUUUGUUAAAGGUGGAGUCCAUAACCUUUUUUUCACAUUCAACAAAUUGCCCCUCACGGUCCUUUAGCUCUCUGUUUAAUGUUUGCGCUCAGAGAACCAGCCCUGGCUCUGUGGAUGUGAAACAAACAUAGUGUCUCGGACCGAACCAUAAACAAUCCCAGCCAAUCAACACAAGUCCGCAGUCCACACAACUGGCUGAAGCAAAACCUCUGGGUAAAGCAAAACCUCUGGGACAGUCUCAUAGCUCUCCACCCUUUCUCUUUAAUUACUUGGGGGCCAAACACACACACACAGACAGACGCACACACACACGCACUCCCCUCAGAGACGUGUGUCAGGAGUAUGAAUCCCCAUAGAUGGAUGCUUCUUCCUGGUCCAUUGUCAGCCAUUCCGUGCCAUCCUCCACCAUGCUCCAGUUUCCAUCCCCCCCUUGCAGACUGAAGGUUGUGGAAUGACACUGCUGCUCAGAGUAAACAGUGAGUCGGCACUGUUGUGGGUUCAACCCACAGGAGGAGUACCCAGGCCACAAGGGCUCGGCGCUGUGACUGUAAUUUAAGACCCUGUCGACGGCAAAUGGAAAAAAUGUCCCCGACUCAUGCCACGCAAAGAGACUGACACUCUUCUGGCAGACUUAGUGUGUUUGUGUGUGUGUUGCUGGAGAGACAUGAAUUGCAGCAGCCGUUAAUGGAACCAGAGUUUCAGGUUUAAACUGCUUCUUUCAUCAUUUCAUGGUAUAAAGACAAUGAGCUGGUCUGACUGGGGGUGUGCCUUCUGACCAAAACCAAACGCGACGCAGUGGAAACAGUGCUGAAUCACCGUGGCAACAGUGUGUGACUGACAGGAGGUUGUGGGGUCCCACAGCACAGUAAACAUGCCUGCCCUCUCUACGGGAGCCGGCAACGAGCCAGGGCUGUAUGAGCUGCUGGCCGGGUUGCCGUCUCAGCUGCAGCCUCAUGUCCAGAGCCCAGAGGACCGCUCCUUUCUCAACAACAUGUUCGGGGAGAAGAGCCUGCACUCACUCGUCAAGAUCCAUGAGAAGCUGCAGUGCUAUGAGGACAGCAGUCCUUCGCCGGUCCUACAGACAGCAGAAACACUCGCCUUGGAUUUGGCAGAGGAGCUGCAGAAUAAGUCUCUGACCGGAGACAUUAAAGAGCUGAUCAGACUGCUGUCCAAGCCUCAUAUCAAGAGUCUCUUGUCAGUGCAUGAUACAGUGGCUCAGAAGAGCUAUGACCCAGAGCUGCCUCCCCUGCCAGACGACCUUGACGAUGAGGAGGACUCCGUCAAGAUCAUCCGCCUGGUCAAGAACAAGGAGCCACUGGGUGCCACAAUAAAAAAAGACGAGCACACAGGUGCCAUUAUUGUCGCUCGGAUCAUGAGAGGAGGAGCAGCUGACAGAAGUGGUCUAAUCCAUGUUGGUGAUGAGUUGAGGGAGGUCAAUGGAAUUCCAGUAGAUGGCAAGAAGCCUGAGGAGAUCAUUCUCAUUCUGUCCCAGUCUCAGGGAGCCAUCACCUUUAAGAUCGUGCCGGGCAUUAAAGACGAGCCUCCCAUCAAGGACCCUAAGAUGUUUGUGCGGGCACUGUUUGAUUAUGAUCCUGUCGAGGACAAGGCCAUCCCCUGUAAGGAGGCCGGCAUGAGCUUCCAGAGGGGUGACAUCCUGCAGGUGAUGUGCCAGGACGACGCCACCUGGUGGCAGGCCCGACACCACUCCGACACCAACCCCCGCGCCGGCCUCAUCCCCUCCAAACAGUUUCAGGAGAGGAGGCUUGCUCUGCGACGACCAGCCACACUCCCACCACCUCAGAAGAUAUCCAGCCGAAGAUCCUACGAUGAGGCCCUUGAAUGUGCGGAGGAGACUGAAGACGACUCUGAUUCUGGUUCUAGUUUAAGUGGACAACACAUAGUGGGUCUGAGGAGGAGCUUCCGGCUGAGCCGGCGGGAUAAGAAGACCAAUAAGUCCAUGUACGAGUGCAAGAAAAGUGACCAGUACGACACGGCCGACGUGCCCACGUAUGAGGAGGUGGCAUCCUCCCGCAGGCAGCACGGCGCCAGGCACAGACUCGUGGUAAUAGUCGGUCCUACAGGUGUGGGUUUGAAUGAACUGAAGAGGAAGUUACUAAUAUCUGACCCACAGCACUUUGGUGUCACUGUGCCACACACAACCAGACCGAAAAGAAACCAGGAGACUGACGGAGUGGAGUAUCAUUUCUUCUCCAAACACCUGUUUGAGACAGACAUUCAUAACAACAAGUUUAUCGAGUAUGGGGAGUAUAAGGGAAACUACUAUGGAACAAGUCUGGACUCCGUCCGUUCCGUUCUAUCAAAGAACAAGGUGUGCCUUCUGGACGUUCAGCCUCAUACGGUAAAGCACCUGCGCACUGCAGAGUUUAAGCCAUUUGUGGUGUUUGUGAAGCCGCCCCCCAUCGACCGCCUGAGAGAGACACGCAAGAAUGCUAAAGUCAUCUCCGGCAGGGACGAUAAGACCUCCACCAAGGCCUUUACGGAGGAGGACUUCCAGGAGAUGAUCAGCAGUGCGCAGGUUAUGGAGAACCAGUACGGCCACCUCUUCGAGAAGGUCAUCGUCAAUGGCGACCUCUCGGCAGCCUCCAGUGAGCUCAAGCUGGCGCUGAAGAAAGUGGAGACGGAAGCACACUGGGUCCCCGUCAGCUGGACACACUCCUAGGUCUGAAGAGGAAGAGGAGGUCAACGAAGACGCCCGAAAGAAGGAUGGAGCAACAAGGGAAUGUCGAGGACAAAAAGAAAAACAACUUGCAAUUUUGUGAAUUGGGAGGGGAAAAGCAUGUGGACCGUGGUAUUUUAAGCUGUGGGAGAAAACAGUUACUUAGUUUUGGGGUCACAGGGGUCUUUUGCUGCAAACUGGGUGGUUCUGGGGUUGGGCCCGGUUCAAGGCCCUGGCCUUGGGCCCGGCUCGGGGUCGGGUCACGGGCCAACUGCUCUGAUUGACAUUGAGGAGCUGCAGUGAGGUGCCCGAGCCAGGCUGCCACUCACGCGGUUAGGCCUCUCCUUGGUGUAUUUUUAACGUCUAGUUUAUAGAAACCAAAGGGAUUCUUAUUAUUUUUUCUGUGGGCUCGGGUAACGGUUUACAUACAUGUCCAUGUAGUCUCUGAAUUGCGUGUAUAUGUGUGUGUGCGUGUGUCUGUGUCUGUGUGUGUGUGUGUGUGUGUGUGUGUGUGUGUGUGUGUGUCUGAGUAUGCAUGUAUGAGUACGUAAAUUAAAUAGAAUGCCUUCAGUCUUAAGAACUCCUGAAUUCUGGACGACGCGUCGGCCCUCCCCCUCGCUAACAUCUGGCCACAUAUAUGCACACGAAACACAAAACACCACAGAACACUGAGCGAACAGAGCGAACACUGGCAGACGGACCGGGGAGGGCGUGAGCGUUCUUUUUAUUUAAAAUGUGAAAGCUAAUAUAUUUUAGUAA